Scomber japonicus (chub mackerel) is the source of this 468-nucleotide messenger RNA. RefSeq names its product NADH:ubiquinone oxidoreductase subunit A1 (gene ndufa1). NCBI's taxonomy places the organism in Eukaryota, Metazoa, Chordata, Actinopteri, Scombriformes, Scombridae. The coding region runs from base 126 to 338 and encodes 70 amino acids. The transcript is spliced from 3 exons. The record is from RefSeq and is a predicted model, not a curated record.
UCAUAGGUCAUCAGGACGGUCGACAUUUUGUUAGCUCCUUAGCAAAAUAAACCUUUGGGGUUGUGUCAGGGCAGCUUGUUUGUGAUCAGAGUUUUUUUAGUGGCCUGACAGUGAAACUCUGAAUCAUGUGGUAUGAGAUCCUGCCUGGUUUCGCCAUCAUGACGGCGUGUCUGAUCAUCCCCGGCGUCGCCACCUCGCAAAUCCACAAGUUAAUGAACAACGGGAAGGAGAAGAGGGUCGCCCGGGUCCCGUGGCACUGGUACAUGAUGGCCAGAGACGAGCGGCUGUCAGGAACAGGAGAGCACUAUGUCACCAAGGGACUUGAGAACAUCCACUAACGAUGAGGACAGAAGACCAUGAGAAGGAAGUUCUUUGUUGUACAUUAAAAAAUUAUAUUUAACAGUCGGUUUUGUUUUUUUCAGUCUUUUGAGGCAGUUGUGAUCAAUUAAAUCGUUCCAUACUGGGAAA